Messenger RNA from Charadrius vociferus (killdeer), 4068 nucleotides. It is a transcript of the gene COL6A2, whose product is annotated as collagen, type VI, alpha 2. The coding region runs from base 30 to 3089 and encodes 1019 amino acids. NCBI's taxonomy places the organism in Eukaryota, Metazoa, Chordata, Aves, Charadriiformes, Charadriidae. The record is from RefSeq and is a predicted model, not a curated record. The transcript is spliced from 27 exons.
GCAUCUAAAUUCCCAGAGGAACUGCUGAGAUGUUCCAAGAAGCCUUUUUUUCCACUCUCCUUUGUGUGGCUCUAGUUCCUCUCCAUGCUCAGUUUGAUGGUGAUCCUGGAGAUGUCAGUCCUACCUCCUGUGCAGAAAAGAGGAACUGCCCCAUCAAUGUGUACUUCAUCAUUGACACCUCAGAGAGUGUUGCUCUGCAGACUGUACCUAUCCAGAGCCUCGUGGAUCAAAUAAAGCAGUUCAUCCCUGAGUUCAUCAAUAAACUGGAGAAUGAACUCUACCAGAACCAAGUCUACAUCACUUGGCAGUUUGGUGGACUUCAUUACUCGGACGUAGUGGAAAUUUACAGCCCUUUAACAAGCAGCAAAGACAUAUACCUCCCCAGGCUGUCCGCUAUUAACUACCUUGGCCGAGGCACCUUCACAGACUGCGCUAUCUCCAAUAUGACAGAGCAGAUUCAGACCCAGAUGGCCUCAGGUGUGAACUUUGCAGUAGUCAUCACUGAUGGCCAUGUCACUGGCAGCCCCUGUGGGGGGAUGAAGAUGCAGGCUGAAAGGGCGCGAGACAUGGGGAUCAAGCUCUUUGCAGUGGCCCCCAGCAAGAACCUCUACGAGCAGGGACUGCGGGAGAUCGCCAACCUGCCCCAUGAGCUGUACCGCAACAACUAUGCCAUCACGCAGAAAGACACCCUGAACAUCGAUGUGAACACCAUUGAGAGGAUAAUCCAAGUUAUGAAACACGAAGCCUAUGGAGAGUGCUACAAGAUGAGCUGCCUGGAGAUUGCAGGUCCACCUGGUCCCAAGGGAUACCGAGGGCAGAAGGGUGCAAAGGGGAACAUGGGUGAGCCAGGCUCCCCUGGGCUGAAGGGACGACAGGGUGACCCAGGUAUUGAAGGUCCAAUUGGAUACCCUGGUCCCAAGGGUGUCCCAGGGCUGAAAGGAGAGAAGGGAGAGAUUGGAUCCGAUGGACGGAGGGGUGCUGCUGGUUUGGCAGGCAGGAACGGCACUGAUGGACAGAAGGGCAAGCUGGGGAGAAUUGGACCACCAGGCUGCAAGGGAGACCCUGGUGACAAGGGCCCUGAUGGUUACCCAGGAGAUGCAGGAGACCAAGGUGAAAGAGGAGAUGAAGGCAUAAAGGGAGAUCCUGGCCGGCCUGGUCGCAGCGGACCCCCAGGACCUCCAGGAGAAAAAGGAAGCCCGGGACUUCCAGGCAACCCUGGAGCUCAAGGGCCUGCUGGAAGUAAGGGAAGAAAAGGUGAAACAGGACCUCCUGGACCCAAAGGAGAGCCCGGUCGACGUGGAGAUCCAGGGACUAAAGGCAGCAAAGGCACUCCUGGGGUCAAAGGAGAAAGGGGAGAUCCAGGUCCAGAGGGUCCUCGUGGCCUGCCUGGCGAGGUUGGAAGCAAAGGAGAAAGGGGAGACCAAGGACUGCCAGGACCACGAGGUCCUUCAGGUGCUGUGGGAGAGCCAGGCAAGAUAGGAUCGCGUGGGGACCCUGGUGACUUGGGCCCAAGAGGUGAUGCUGGACCACCAGGACCAAAGGGUGACAGAGGCAGACCUGGCUUUAGCUACCCUGGACCCAGAGGACCGCAGGGUGACAAGGGUGAGAAAGGGCACCCGGGACCCAAGGGAGGAAGAGGUGAGCUUGGACCAAAGGGAGUGCAAGGGACCAAAGGAGAGAAGGGGGAACCGGGUGAUCCUGGCCCGGGAGGUGAGCCCGGACCCCGUGGUCCAACUGGUGAAGCAGGCCCUGAGGGGACCCCUGGCCCACCAGGAGAUCCUGGCCUGACUGACUGCGACGUGAUGACCUACGUGCGAGAGACAUGCGGAUGCUGUGACUGUGAGAAGCGCUGCGGUGCCCUGGACAUCAUGUUCGUCAUAGACAGCUCGGAGAGUAUUGGCUACACCAAUUUCACCCUGGAGAAAAAUUUUGUUGUCAACGUGGUCAGCCGUCUGGGGUCUAUUGCCAAAGAUCCCAAGUCACAGACAGGUGCCCGUGUUGGGGUGGUGCAGUACAGUCAUGAGGGGACCUUCGAAGCCAUCAAGCUUGAUGAUGAGCGCAUUGAUUCACUAUCAAGCUUCAAGGAAGCAGUGAAGCGCCUGGAGUGGAUCGCUGGAGGCACCUGGACACCAUCUGCCCUUCAGUUUGCCUACAACAAGCUCAUCAAGGAAAGCAGGCGAGAGAAAGCCCAAGUGUUUGCUGUGGUGAUCACAGAUGGGCGCUACGACCCCCGGGAUGACGACAAGAACCUAGGGGCUCUUUGCGGUAGAGAUGUGGUUGUCAACACCAUUGGCAUUGGAGACAUGUUUGAUCAGCCAGAACAGAGUGAAACUCUAGUCUCCAUCGCCUGCAAUGAACCCCAGCGAGUCCAGAAGAUGAGACUCUUCUCAGACCUGGUGGCAGAGGAAUUCAUUGACAAGAUGGAGGACGUGCUCUGCCCAGAUCCACAGAUCGUCUGCCCUGAGCUGCCCUGUCAGACAGAGCUUGCAGUGGCCCAGUGCACACAGCGCCCCGUUGAUGUCGUCUUCUUGCUCGAUGGCUCUGAAAGGAUCGGAGAGCAGAAUUUCCACAGGGCCCACCACUUUGUGGAGGAGGUGGCUGGCCAGCUCACGCUGGCCAGGAGCAACAGUGACAACAUGAAUGCCCGGAUUGCACUGCUGCAGUAUGGCAGUGAGAGGGACCAGGAUGUGGUCUUCCCACUGACCUACAACCUGACGGAAAUCUCCAGCGCUUUGGCACAGAUCAAGUACCUGGACUCGUCCUCCAACAUCGGCUCAGCCAUCAUACAUGCCAUCAACAACAUCGUGCUCAGCCCAGGAGAUGGGCAGCGACUUGCCCGGCGCAAUGCUGAGCUCUCCUUUGUCUUCAUCACUGAUGGCAUCACAGGAAGCAAGAACCUUGAGGAGGCCAUCAACUCCAUGAAGAAGCAAGAUGUCAUGCCCACAGUCGUGGCUCUUGGGAGUGAUGUAGACAUGGAUGUCCUGCUGGAGCUUGGCCUUGGGGACCGGGCAGCCAUCUUCCGGGAAAAGGACUAUGACAGCCUCUCCCAGCCCAGCUUCUUUGACAGGUUCAUUAGGUGGAUAUGUUAAAUGAAGGGAGUGCACGUAUACUCCUCUGACCAAUUACACCCCCCUGAUAUUACCUGUUUCGUUUUCUUCCCUCUAUAUGGUGGCUAGCAACUUUGAGCUGACCCAAAACAGCUGCCCUCUGGGUCCUCCUUUCUAGCCAAAAUCCAGAGCUCCUUUUUGAUUUUCAUGAUGAAAAGGUGUGUGUCUAACAUUUAUGGUGCUAAUUAAAACCAAGAUCAAAGCAGGAUACAGAGCCAUACAACAUACUUCUGUAAAGCUUUACACACACUAAGCCAUGCCUUGCAUACAUACUGUAAUCCUAGGAGAGCUUGUCAAAGAAGCGAGAAACCUUUCCAGUGUAGUAGGACAAAUGAUCAUCUCUCAUUUUCAAAAACUCUCAAUAUCCCUCAGCAUCCUGUGAGGACCUUUAUGGUUGUGACAUCCCCCAUUCUUUAGCAAACUGUUUUCCAGAUUAUCUCAUUUUUUUUGUUCUCUCAGUACUUCUGCCCUGAGAGAACCAAGUGAGUUUAUGACACAUCACAUGGUGCUCGAAAUUGUCAUCAACUUACCUUCCUUUUGCGUGGCCCUUGGUGGCUUGCUCCUCUUUCUUGGGAGCAAUGGCAUGGUGAGAGGUUGUGCUGCCUUCUACAGUUGUCUUCAGAUGCUCCUUUUGGGGCUCUAUCUAUCCUAAAUUUCAUAGAUCAUCUUUAAGAUCUUAGUUUGCCUGUGAGCCAUAUCUCCCUUGCUUCCUUCUGCCAUUCUGACCUUCAUCAGAAACUGUUCAUUUAUUACUGCCCCCAAAAUCAUGGCUGAGAGGGGCAGCAUAGCUCAAAGCAUCUCACAAAAUACUGGGCAGCCGCCAGAUCUGCCUCCCUGUCAUCCCAAAUGUGCUCAAAUUAACCAUGGUGCCGUCUUCCUACCAGUAUCUGCUGAGAAAUGCCCAGAUUUGAACUUGAAUUGUGCUGUCUGCAAAAAUAAAGAAAUAAACUCUUUUCACCCU